Molecule: messenger RNA, 1942 nt
Organism: Pyricularia grisea
Lineage: Eukaryota; Fungi; Ascomycota; Sordariomycetes; Magnaporthales; Pyriculariaceae
Exons: 2
Coding region: 851-1816 (321 amino acids)
Cellular component (GO): endomembrane system
Molecular function (GO): 1-acylglycerol-3-phosphate O-acyltransferase activity
Source: RefSeq, a predicted model, not a curated record
AGAUGGUGUACUCCGUAGCGCAGUGUUAUUUUUUCUUUUUUUGCAUCUGUUUUCUUUUUCUUUUUCUCUUUUUUCUUCUUGUUGUCGUUACAUCGGCUUUUUACUCCAUCUCUCCCAUGGUCAGUCAGCCCCCGUGACACUUUUUUUUGAGCCUAGUGGCACGCGGCCUGCGGACUUCGCUUCCAAACAUCAACCCGAUGACCGACUUCCAUAUUCGAUCGAUACUGAGUUGCAUCGCCCACAAUUUGAGACGGGUCGUCGCUUGUGAUUUCUUGCAGUCAGGGUUCGAGCCCCAUUUCUAUUGCCAAAGAUUAGGUACGAAAUGAAAUGAAGUCAUCACUUCAACUAUGGCCAAUUCACCAUGUAGUUUUUUUCCAAGUUCGAGCAGUUACUCGACCGACAACUGGUCUGAAUAAGGCUGGUGAACUAGCUAGCCCCUCAACCAUCUAGCCUGCUGGUCGGCGACAGCGGGCUGAUCAUGGUUCGUCUCACCGCACACGCAUAAAAGAUGGAACGGUUCGACUUUAAAAAAAAAUAAAAAAAUGUUGCACAGACCAUGACAAAUGAUCUCCCCUCCUGAAACCCAACUUGUGCAUCCGUUAUUAUCGUGGUGGCAGCCUUCCUCCCAGCCCUUGUGUCCUUGUCAGUAAUCGCUUCUUUUUGUUCUGGUUUCUUUCCCCUUGCUUUCCUGUUCGAGUCUGAGAUCCAAACCCUGCGCCAAGCUAUCGCCAAAGCUUCAGCUGCAUAAUCUCGAUUGAGAGAUCCAGACCCCCAACCCCCAACAAAACCCACCCCACACACAAACGCAAAAGCACUUCACUCAAAAGUUACCACCAACAUCCAUCACAUCAUGGCGCGCAAGGGGAGCGGGACUUGGUUCACCCAUGUCCGCGGCGCCAUCAUCAUCUUCCCCUGGGUUGUCUGGCUGCUUCUGAUCGACAUUUCCGUCUCGGCCCUGCUGCCCAUCAAGUCGCUGUUCCCCAAUUUCACCUAUGACCUCUCGUCGGCGCUCGCAUGGACGGUCUGGCGCUGGAUCCAAUGGAUCUUCGAGGACGUCAACGGCGCGCGCGUCACCAUAUCGGGCGACCCUCUGCCGGCCAACGGCGAGAGCGCCGUCAUCGUGGCCAACCACGUGAGCUGGAACGACUUUUACAUGGUCCAGGCGGUCGCAGUGCGCGCCGGAAUGCUCGGUCGCUGUCGCUACUUUGCCAAGAUCCAGCUGCGGGCUGUGCCUUUUCUGGGUUGGGGUUUGUGGGCACUUGGGAUGCCCAUGGUAACGAGGAAUUGGCUCCGGGACAGGGAUGAGCUCAAUAGGGUUUUUGAAGGAAUUGUGAAUCGGAGGUGGCCAACUUGGCUCGUAUCCUUCUCAGAAGCCACGCGCUUCACGCCCAAAAAGUACGAAGAGUCAAAGCAGUGGUGCGCGACCAACGGCAAGCCGCAGCCCAAGCACCUGCUCUACCCGCGUACAAAGGGCUUCAUCGCCACGGUCCAGCACCUCCGGCACGCGUCGCACGUCAAGGCCGUCUAUGACCUCGCCAUUGCGUACCAGAAGGACGGCUCCUGGAUGGUGGCGCCCGUCUUUUGGGACACGCUGAGCGUCCCGGGCCUGUCGGCCCCCGGCCCCCACGGCUUCCGCUUCCACGUGCACGUGCGCCGCUUCCCCAUCGAGGAGCUGCCGCAGAGCGACGCGGACCUGGCGCGCUGGCUGGAGCAGCGCUGGGUGGACAAGGGGGAGUGGCUGGAGGGGUUGCGGCAGAGGUGGGCCGAGGAGGAGAAGGACGAGGAAAGUAAGGCUGUGGACGGUGCAAAAGUGUGAGUGGUAUAGUUGCUCCAGGGCUAUAUGGGGAGGAAAUCGGGAGCCAAGGGCGGUUUACACCUGACGCAAUGAAAUGAUAUGUUUCGGGUCUUUUUCUCCGUCUUCCGAUCGUGUAUGUUGUCGUUU